Molecule: messenger RNA, 3067 nt
Organism: Lonchura striata (white-rumped munia)
Lineage: Eukaryota; Metazoa; Chordata; Aves; Passeriformes; Estrildidae
Gene: SLAIN2
Product: SLAIN family member 2
Biological process (GO): positive regulation of microtubule polymerization; microtubule nucleation; cytoplasmic microtubule organization
Cellular component (GO): microtubule plus-end
Source: RefSeq, a predicted model, not a curated record
CCGCCGCCGGCCGCCAUGGAGGAUGUGGGCUCGGGCGUGAACGCGGACGCGGAGGUGCGGAAGCUUCAGGAGCUGGUGAAGAAGCUCGAGAAGCAGAACGAACAGCUUCGCAGCCGCCACGGCGCCCUGCCCGCCGCCCCCGCCAGCCCCAAGCGCCUGCCGAGCGCCGGGCCCUCCUCGCCGCCGCCCGCCGCCUCCCCGUCGCCCGACGGCCGCUGUCUCAGCCCCAGGGCCGCCGCCCGGCGUUCGCUGCCCGAGGAGCCCGGCGGCGGCGAUGGCGGCAGCGGCGGCAACGGCCUGCUGGACGACGCGGCGGUGCUCAGGCCGGAGGAGCUGGAGCGGCUGGCCGGCUGCGAUGAGGACGAGACCGGCUGGUUGUAUACGUCUCCAAAGAAGAAACUGAAUCCAGUGCAAAAAAGUGUCAGUCCUUUAGUUUGGUGCAGACAGGUAUUGGAUUACCCAAGUCCUGAUGUUGAAUGUGCUAAGAAGUCACUGAUCCACAAGCUGGAACAAACAAUGUCAGCUCUCAAGAGACAGAGUUUGUACAGCAGCCCUUUCAGUGCGGUCAGUUAUGCGAGUUCCUACAGUCCAAAUACUGGUAGCCCCUACAGCAGUGGCUUCAACUCUCCCUCCUCAACACCAGUGAAAUCUGCUUUAGUGAAACAGCUCAUACCUCCUGGUACCUCAGGUCACCUUAAAAUUUCAGGAGAUAGAAAUCCUCCACUAAGUCCACAGUCUUCUCUGGACAGUGAAUUAAGUGCAUCGGAGAUGGAUGAAGACUCUAUUGGGUCUAAUUACAAGUUAAAUGAUGUUACAGAUGUACAAAUUUUAGCACGAAUGCAGGAAGAAAGCCUGCGGCAAGAGUACGCAGCCACAGCUUCUAGGCGUAGUUCUGGCUCCUCUUGCAAUUCCACCCGGCGAGGCACAUUCAGCGACCAGGAGCUUGAUGCACAGAGCUUAGAAGAUGAGGAAGAUGGCACACAUCACACAGUGCACCCUGCUGUUAGCAGGUUCUCACCAUCACCUCGCAGUUCUCCCUGGCCUUCACCAAAACAAUCUCCAAGAAAUUCACCUCGCUCACGAUCACCUGCUCGAAGCAUAGAGUACAGUAGAGUGUCACCGCAGCCUAUGAUUAGCCGUUUACAGCAACCUCGUCUUUCGCUUCAAGGCCAUCCUACAGACUUGCAAACUAGUAAUGUCAAAAGUGAAGAAAAACUAAGGCGUAGUCUUCCAAACUUGUCCAGGACAUCUAACAUCCAAGCAGAGUCUGUGAAAAACAGCAGAAGUGACUCAAACUUCCAAGUGCCAAAUGGAGGAAUACCUCGCAUUCAACCUCAAGCCUCAGCCACUCUGCAAAGGCAGAAAAAUUUGCCUCGUGCUGCCUUCAAAACCAAACAGUUUCUUCAAACUCCAUCUACAAAAGGAGUACCUUCUUCGAGUAAAUUCCGCUCUCCCGCGGCACCGUCUCCCUUAGCUCUCCGACAGCCAGUGAAAGCGUUCAGUGCCCAUGGGCCAGGCUCGGUCGCCUCUCCAGAAGCCACACAGCUGACGCACAGUAGUUCUUCACCAGGGCCUCUUGCAGCCCAGAGCUCAGGCUUGCCGAGCCCUGCCAGCAGUAUUAACAGUACUACUCUUACCAGACCAGCAGGGAUGAGGAGUGGUUUGCCCAGACCCAGUGCCCCUUCCACAGGGGGCAUCCCAGUGCCUCGUAGCAAACUUGCACAGCCUGUUCGCAGAUCAUUACCCACUCCCAAGACAUAUAGCAACGUGAAAGAUGAGAGUUGGAAAGAUGGCUGCUACUGAUCUGCACAGCUCAAUGCAGAGUUCCAGUGCUCAUGGAUACUUCCUCACCAGGCAAAAAGACAGCUUGAUUAAACAAACUGUUCAGAUGUGACUCUUGGAAUUUGUAAAAAUUCCAAACCUCUCUGUCUCUGAUUAGCACAAACUGGCAGAGAUUAUUACAAAGCAGCACUUUAAUGACAUCUAACAUCAGAUGUUUGGUGGUCAUACAAUCACUUCUACAUUAAAUUGCUAUCAGUUCUGGGGGCUUUUUUAUUGCUUGCUAAAGAUGUUAUCAAUAUGAGCAUUUAUGAGAGUGGCCAAUGUCGGGGCAAAAAUGAAUGAAUGCCAAAGAAAUGCCCAUCUUGAAAAACAGCAAGGACAACUACCAACAUACAUUAUCCACAACUUCAUUUUCAGCCUGUUUUAAUUCGGCAGAAAGAUUGGUGAAUAUGUACUAUUGAAACAAGGCUACAUGAAUCAGAGCUGAUGUUCUGAUUGCAGACUGCUACAGUGCUAGGGAAAUGUUGCUUUUAACAAUUGUAUGAGAUCCCAGCUGGGACUGGAUACGUCCUUCUGGAAGAAUCAGCAGUUACUCUGGAGGAUUAGGUAGAACAGGGAGUUGUAGCCAUGACUUCUGUCACAUUAAAAGGUUUGAAUGUAGCAGACACACACAAUGCAAUAGUAUAGAUUGCAUCUUUCCUAUGUUGAUUUAUUGGCUUUACCUACUCUUAUGUUUGAUUGCCAGAAGGGCUUAGUAUCAGCUGUACAAUCUUUCUAACCUUAAAUUCCUGGCUCAGGAAAGAUGGCCUUCACUAUUGUAGCCACAUUUUUAACACAUUGGCAUGCUAUUUGGGGAAAAAUAUUUUAUAGCAGGUUUCCUUGCAAAAGAAAGAGCAAGUGAUAAUUUGGAUUUGUUCUAAAACCAUACCACUAUACAUGCAGCCUGCAGCAACUGUAAAUGCUGGUAGUUAAGGAGAAGGAAACACAACUAUGCACUUGUAACAUACAAAUUUUAAGGAAAUGAGUUACUCUUGAUGCCAAAUGAUAUUCAUUUAGGUGAUGUUCCAUGGUAUGAGGGAGUUUUCUGUAUCCUAUUUUUUUACUUUCAUCCAUUUCUUAAAUUGGUUUAUUUUAAAUUGUAAAUAUUUUUACAGAAGAUAUUGCCCAUGUAAGUGUGUUUAAAUAUGUACUUUGCCUUACUUAUGUGUAUCUUACAUUACUGGUAACAGAGUAUAAAACCUGCUGUGUCUGUUUACAAGCUAUUAAACUCCUCUGGUGGCUCUGA